UUUAUUGCGCCGCUUUCAUUCACUUGCCAGCUACCCGGUAAGCUGCAACUGUACGCACCUUGUAUCAGUGGCGGGCACCUUUUCCAUCAUCUCCAAAGGGUCGGACACUUUGAAGAAGACGCAGGCCGAAUAUACGUCGCAGAGAUCAUCAGUGGGUUGGAAUAUCUACACGAUACUCUGGAUACUGCCUUCUGGCUGAGGUCUGGAGACAUCUUAUUAGAUCUCCAAGGGCAUGUUACUUUGUGCAACUUUGGCUUUUUUCUUCGAUCUGACGAGGAUGAAGAAACCAGUGCACGGCGACUAGAAUAUCCUCCUCCGGAAUCACUUAUCGAGGAAAACAACAGCACGCAAACCGUCUGUCGCGACAAAGACGGAUACAAGAUCGCCAACUGUUGGACACUAGGGGUCCUCUUGUAUGAAAUGCUUACGGGGAUGCCCCCGUUCUACAGCGAUGACCCCGAGACAAUACGGACGAGGAUCCUAGAUCAUUACAUCACUCUUCCUGAAUCUUUGAGUCCCUCGGCUCGAGAGCUUUUGGUGCAGCUUUUGGAACCCAAGCCUAAGCAGCGGCUCGGAGCAGGUGGAGUUGCAGAGACUAAAGCACAGGCCUUCUUUAGCAGUAUUAAUUGGCAUAAAGUGCUGCAACGGGGCUAUACGCCCACUUUAGUCCCUAAUGAUGAUACGAGCUGUUACAAGCAUUAUGGGGUGGAUUAUCCUUAUGAACUGCCCCUGUCGUACUAUGAAGCAAUGCGGAGACAGUUUGCUGGAUGGUCGUAUAAGGGUAAAAAACCACAAUUUGAAAUCCCGGUUGAAAUAACGUCUGCACUAUCUUGUUCGAAAGCUUCCGCUCUCACCGUCUCGCGCAACGAUGACUGGCAGCUUGUGUGGGAUAGCACAGCACUGGAAUUUCGCUUCCACAAUCGGCUGACCGAAGAGGAGAGUCUGAUUCCUUUUCGACGGGAAGAUCACCGCCCUAGUGAUGGAGAGGAAAUACUCUCGCACGCCAAUACUACACCCUCGCCGAAUCGAUACCAGAUGCUCGCCGCGCUCGAGGCUGCCAUGAUCAACGGCUACGACUGCGCAACCCUGCAACUUUUAGAUUACACAGUCGACCUAAACAUUGCUUUUGGACACAAGGGCCUGUACUGCACACCCCUUCAAUGGGCUGUCAUGUGGGACAAAUCCCAUCUCGUCCAGGCAUUCCUGGAUCGCAGCGAAGCGAGCCCGGAUCCUAGAGCGGCCACUCAAGCCCUAGCUCUUGCCGUGGAAAAGCAAAACAUCGAGAUCAUCGACAUCCUCCUCGACGCAGAUGUGCAGUGCAACUUCCGUAAUGCCGAUAUCCCCCGAACGAAAGGCCUCAUGUUGAGAUAGAAGGGCAACUCUUCGAUAGGGGCGUGGGUUUUACGCCGCCGCUU
Messenger RNA from Paraphaeosphaeria sporulosa, 1415 nucleotides. Its product is annotated as kinase-like protein. The record is from RefSeq and is a predicted model, not a curated record. Gene Ontology annotation, molecular function: ATP binding; protein binding; protein kinase activity. The transcript has a single exon. Gene Ontology annotation, biological process: protein phosphorylation. NCBI's taxonomy places the organism in Eukaryota, Fungi, Ascomycota, Dothideomycetes, Pleosporales, Didymosphaeriaceae. The annotation marks the transcript as partial.